Molecule: messenger RNA, 656 nt
Organism: Theobroma cacao (cacao)
Lineage: Eukaryota; Viridiplantae; Streptophyta; Magnoliopsida; Malvales; Malvaceae
Source: RefSeq, a predicted model, not a curated record
AUCACCUAAAUGUAAGGUAACAAUUCAAAGGGAGCCUAAAAUUGGAGAGCCAGAAGAUCUCCCUGAUUCGUUCUCCUGUCAUCUGGAAUGAAGAGAAGAGUUGUUCAAUGGCUCUUCUUCAUCACUUGUUGCAAUGCCCUCUUACACUCCUUUUGUGAAAGUAGUGCUUUCACCUCACCAGACGCUGCAGCUCAUGAUGGUAUCAAGCCGCCAUUGAUGAAGGAAAAACAACCCAAGAAUGUAUAUAGGAGUCAAAGAACGUUUAAGGAUUUACAUGAAGCACUUUACUUGAGGGACGUUCGGGAAGAAAAGGAAGUUAUUGAUCACAACAAGAAAGGGAAGGGAACUUAUGGCGGUGGAGAUCUUCUUCGUCCUCGUAGCAAGAGGAGUGGAGCAAACUCUUUUCUACUAAAACCCUCUUCCCUCCUCUCAGUUGUGCUUAGAUAUGGGACACUUGGGUUGCUCUCUUCUAUGUUCUUGUACUGAUAGUUUGGUGGUGAUGCAGUGAUGCUUACUUCUCCCAAAUAGGGUCUUAAGUGUUAAGUUUGGCUUUGAUUUUUAAUGACAAAUGUUAAUGAAAUGUUGUUUAUAGUAAAUAGCAGACAGUUAAAUGUGAUAAACUUUUAAUGUAUUAAGUGAAAAUAUUUUGAUUUAAA